This is a messenger RNA of Actinia tenebrosa (Australian red waratah sea anemone), 2393 nucleotides long. RefSeq lists its product as uncharacterized. NCBI's taxonomy places the organism in Eukaryota, Metazoa, Cnidaria, Anthozoa, Actiniaria, Actiniidae. Gene Ontology annotation, molecular function: RNA binding. The record is from RefSeq and is a predicted model, not a curated record.
GUUUGUGCUGCAGAGUCACAUGAGUCGAGUCAUGUUUUCAAAAAAUCUAGACAACUCACAUAUUUAUAACACUGACUAGAGACAAUCGAACUAGCUUACUAAGGCAACAGAAACACACGACAGAAAAGCUUUUUUUAAAUGAUAAAAGGUAAUACGCGUAGAAUUCCAGAAUUCAAGAUGCAGAUGGAGAUGAUAGAGGUUCCUAAGGAACUUAGAUGUCAUAUUAUAGGUAAAAAUGGACGGAAAAUAAAAGAAAUAAAACAGAAGUCCAAUGCAAAAGUGAAAAGCGUCGAAGAAGGUUUUCGCGUUACAGGAACAGAGGACCAAGUCAGGAUGGCAAAAGGCAUGAUCGAGUCAAUCAGGGAAGCAAGGUACCCUCUUAUAGCGAAAGACAGAGUCAGCAAGGAAAUUCAAGUCCCUCUUUACAUGAAACGCUUUAUGACUUGUCACAACAAAAGACAAAAAUUGCCAACAUUCGACGAAAUUAGAGAAAAGACAAAAACUGGAAUAGAGGGCACAGAAGAAGGUUUGUGUCUGAUUGGAAUUAAAMAGGAACAUAUACAAGCAGCUGAAGACAUGAUCAACGAAUUGCAAGAUAGGAUAAAGGAUAGUCUUCUGUGCGUGAAAGUUCCUGACGAUCCUACGAUCAUUCCAUUGGUCAUUGGUGAGAACGGGAAAAAUGUAAUAGAACUACAGGAGGAAACACAGACUUACAUACAAGUAGAAGAACCGUACUUUUACAUCCAGGGCGAAACUAAAGAACAGCAACACAAGGCUAAACUGAAGAUCAAAGAAAUGGCAAGCAGCAAGAGAAAGAUGAAGGAAUUUAAGAUAACAGGAUAUCAAACCAUGACGUUUGUUGAUGACUGGUUUGUUAAUGGUGAGAGUGACGAAUUCUCUUUAAGACUUAUGGAAAAUCCCCCUUCGCGUUGGCUAGGAUGUCACUAUAAGAUAGUUGGUAAAGCCAAAGUAAACGUAUCUACUGAGGAAAAUAGAAAUGAAGGGCUAGUAAAUCUAUUAUGUGAAAGAAUUCAUCAAACUCUGAGGCAACUUCAUGAGCGUCACGACAGAGAUAGCUUUCAAAUUGACUUUUUGUGUCAAUAUGGUAACGUUUAUGUGAAAGACGUUGAUGAAGCGGAUAAAGAAAGUCCAAAAUACUCUGUAAAAGAGCUUAAGACGAACCUAAAAGAGCAGUCCGAAGCGUGGAAGACGAGUUUUGAUGGAGGACUUAAACAACUAGACGUUGAUAAUCUCGUGGAAGCACUUUCAUCAGAUAAAGAGGACGCCGUGCCACCUUUCACAAGAUAUGAUUUUUCUAUUAUUUCUCCAUCUUGCAGAAAGAUCAUUAUGAAGGUGUAUCUAAGGGAAGAAAAUGGAGAGUUAAAAUAUUCACGUCUCGAUCCUGAGAUUGAGAUUCAGGGAGGUUCUUAUAAACUAGUGGAUCCACCUGUUCAGCAUAUGAAAAUCCACGUUAUUCUGCUUAACACAGAUAUAGACUGUAGUCUUCUUAUUCAAACAAAAUUCAAAAAGGGCUCGUAUACUCCCGAAGACGGUGACGAUGAGCUCAAUGUUUUGAUGAAAUUCCUGGACGAACGCUUGAAAUUGAAGAACGGAAGUCUGGAUCUUGAUUUGAUAAAACCGAAUGACUUCCCCAAAGACUAUGAUUUAAAUUUCUGGCGCAAGUCCGAGCGAAGGAUCUUUAAGGAUGACGGCUUUACGAUCACAGUAUCUAAAGAGGAAUCAGAAAAUGUCAAUGGAUUUGAGCUCGGAAAGAAUGUCGUCCACAAGAAAGAUGUGCAGAUUCAUCUUAACAACUCAGAUAAGAAGUUAUCCAUUCAAAAAUGUCAGAGCGCACAAACAAGUGAGGAUGCUGUCAAGAAUCUUAACAACUCGGAUGAGUUAUCCUUACAGAAAGAGCACACAGGAAAGUAUGUGCGAAAAGUUUUAUCGUUUGCAAGAACGGUACAUCAACAUUUCUUUUGAUGCGGCAAAAGAUGUUACAGUAUAUCUUCAAAACUUUUAAGAGUUAAAGCACCUACUAAAUAGUUUAUAUUCGUUUAGUUUUAUUCCUGCAGACGAAUAUUCAAUUAGAUAAUUGGGUUUCAAUAUUUAGCACUACGUAUAGCACUAUAUAACGCGAGGGAUCUCUGGUCUGUCGAGCCAACUCGUUUUAUUGAACCUCGUCUUAGACGUUUAUACAAGUUGAGGCAGAUCUAACUACACAAACUAGAGCAGAGUCAGGUUGACCAGAAGGACUUUCCUUCGUCGGUGUGGCUGUCAGUCGGGAUUCCUUACUCGGCCACUGUCCUUACUUAGGUCUGUACCUCCCAGUACAACCCGAACUACAACCUUAGCCUUAUUCACAACUAUUAAAGUAAAAGAUUGAAUACACA